This is a messenger RNA of Oryzias latipes (Japanese medaka), 4275 nucleotides long. RefSeq names its product signal transducer and activator of transcription 5B. Gene Ontology annotation, biological process: signal transduction; regulation of DNA-templated transcription. Lineage: Eukaryota; Metazoa; Chordata; Actinopteri; Beloniformes; Adrianichthyidae. Gene Ontology annotation, molecular function: DNA binding; DNA-binding transcription factor activity. The record is from RefSeq and is a predicted model, not a curated record.
UUCCUCCACACGGCAGAGGCUCCUCAUCCUCAGGUGAAGAAGCCCACCUGCCACAGGUGGAGUUGACAGAAUAGGUGGAUCAACUUGAGCAGUGAUCACCAGGCGCGUGCGCAGAGAGGCUCCGCGUACACGCGGGGUGCCAUCAGGCCUCGUUAAAUAUGUAGAGCGCAGCUCAGGUGUCAGCGCAUGACGCCCAAUAGGGAGCGGAAGGCCGGGCCGCUGUGAGCUGACAGGAGCGGCACCGGGGCGGUCACACACCCGGAAACCAGCCGCUCUGCAGCAGCGGCGGCGGCGGCAGGAGCGCACGAACCCCAAACGAACGUAGCCGGGAGGAAACUUCAAAAAAGGAGCCAGAGACACCCACCGGGGGGCCGACAGAGACCCGGAAACGCCACACUGUCACUCGCUUAGAAUAGAUAGAAGUUAGUUUACGGGUCUGGUGAAGUGAACAACACCGGGCUGCGAGGCUCUGUUGUGCGCGGCGCUCGCGGUGGGACUCCAGGAAGAACGGACACUGCUCGUGAACGCACCAUGUCCCUGUGGAUCCAGGCGCAGCAGCUCCAGGGGGAGGCCCUGCAUCAGAUGCAGGCUCUCUACGGCCAGCACUUCCCCAUAGAGGUGCGGCAUUAUCUGGCCCAGUGGAUCGAAAGCCAGCCUUGGGAUUCUGUGGAGCUGGACAACCCUGCAGAGGAGACGAAAGCCAAGCGUCUGCUGGACAACCUGGUGGGCGAGUUGCAGAAAAAAGCCCAGGUUCAGGGAGGAGAAGAUGGUUUUCUGCUGAAGAUCAAGCUGGGCCACUAUGCGACCACACUCAAGAGCACCUAUGACCGCUGUCCUCUGGAGCUGGUGCGCUGCAUCAAACAAAUCCUGCAGUCUGAGCAGCGGCUGGUUCAAGAAGCUACAAAUGUGAGCUGUGGGAAUGGGCUGCAGGCCAUGGACUCUCUGUCGCAGCGCCACCAGCAGAUCAACCAGGCCUUUGAGGAGCUCCGCUUGGCCACGCAGGAAACGGAGAACGAGCUGAGGAAGCUGCAGCACAGCCAGGAGUACUUCAUCAUCCAAUACCAGGAAAACCUGCGGAUCCAGGCACAGCUGAGCAGCCUUUCCUCCCUGCCGGCGGCCGAGCGCUCCCAGCGGGAAACGCCUCUGCAGAGCAAGAGGGCCACCGUGGAGGCGUGGCUUACCAGAGAGGCCAGCACGCUGCAGAAAUACAGGCUUGACCUGGCAGAACAGCACCAGAAGACCUUGGCGUUGCUCAGGAAGCAGCAGACUUUGAUCCUGGAUGAGGAACUCAUUCAGUGGAAGAGAAGACAGCAGCUGGCUGGGAAUGGAGGUCAACAUGAGGGGGGGCUGGACAUUCUGCAGUCCUGGUGUGAGAAGCUGGCCGACCUGAUCUGGCAGAACCGGCAGCAGAUCCGGCGCUGCGAGCAUCUGACCCAGCAGCUGCCCCUGCCGGGCCCCAUGGAGGAGCUGCUGAGGAAGCUCAACGCCGACAUUACGGACGUCAUCUCUGCCCUGGUCACCAGCACAUUCAUCAUUGAGAAGCAGCCACCCCAGGUGUUAAAGACCCAGACAAAGUUUGCAGCCACGGUCCGCCUUUUGGUGGGGGGAAAGCUCAACGUCCACAUGAGCCCCCCCCAGGUCAAAGCUGCCAUUGUCAGUGAACAGCAGGCCAAGGCGUUGGUGAAGAAUGAAAGUACCAACAGUGAAAGCAGCGGGGAGAUCCUGAACAACAACUGCGUGAUGGAGUAUCAUCAGGCCACCGGCACCCUCAGCGCUCACUUCAGGAACAUGUCGCUGAAGCGAAUCAAGCGCUCUGAUCGCCGUGGCGCCGAGUCUGUGACGGAGGAGAAGUUUACAAUCCUGUUUGAGUCUCAGUUCAGCGUCGGAGGCAACGAGUUGGGUUUCCACGUCAAGACCAUGUCGCUGCCUGUGGUGGUGAUCGUCCACGGGAGUCAGGACAACAACGCCACGGCAACGGUCCUGUGGGACAACGCCUUUGCCGAACCUGGUAGGGUGCCCUUCGUGGUGCCCGACAAGGUGAAGUGGCCUCAGAUAUGCGAGGCUCUGGACAUGAAGUACAAGGCGGAGAUGCACACCACCCGUGGGCUGACGGAGGAGAACCUGGUCUUCCUGGCGCAGAAAGCUUUUACCAGCAGCAGCAACAACCCGGAGGAUUACCACAACAUGACCGUCUCCUGGGCCCAGUUUAACCGGGAGAACUUGCCUGGUCGCAGCUUCACAUUUUGGCAGUGGUUCGAUGGCGUGGUGGAGCUCAUGAAGAAACAUCUGAAGCCGCACUGGAAUGAUGGGGCCAUCCUGGGGUUUGUCAACAAGCAGCAGGCGCAGGACAUGCUCAUGUCCAAACCCAACGGCACCUUCCUGCUGCGGUUCAGUGACUCGGAGAUCGGAGGCAUCACCAUCGCCUGGGUGGCGGAAAAUCCCAACAAACAAGGGGAAAGACUGGUUUGGAAUCUGCUGCCGUACACCACCAAAGACUUCUCCAUCCGCUCGCUGGCGGACCGCAUCAGUGACCUGAACCAUCUGGUGUAUCUGUACCCCGACCGGCCCAAAGACGAGGUCUUUGCCAAGUACUACACGCCCCCACUGUCAAAAGCGGUGGAUGGAUACGUGAAACCAGAAAUCAAACAAGUGGUUCCCGAGUUUACCUCUCCAAACCCCGAGCCCAGUGGGGUAGCGUCUACCUUCAUGGACCAGGGCGUCCUCCCCCCUGCAGGCCAUUCCAGCAGCUUCACCAUCUACCAUCCGGUCGGUGACAACAUCCUGGACACAGACGCAGAGUUUGAAUUGGACUACCCCAUGGACGUGGCCCGUCACGUUGAGGAGCUGCUUCGCAGGCCUGCCGUCAACCAGUGGAGCAGCCAGCAAUGAGCCCAGCCCCCAGACCUGAGCCCCCUCCUAAAUAACACAGACCAAUUGUUGGACCACAGCCCAGACGACGACUAAUACUAAAAGAUUAAAAUAAGUGCUUUCAUUAAUAAGUAGCUUUAGCCUUUUAAGGUUUUUAUCUUUUAUGUUCAUUCUUUGAGUAACAACACAACCUUCCUCAGGUAAAAGUGCAAAGCACAUUAGUGGGACUGAGUGGAACUGAAUUUUCUUACCAGAAUCCCACUCCUGGUACCAGAUUUAGGACAGCAUCACCUGUGAAGAAACCAAAACUAAUCAUGAACCGGUCAGUUUACUCCCCUGUAGGAGACGACACCUCCCUCAAAGAGCAGAAACAUCAGAAGCUGCGUUUUCUCGUGGACCCCGUCGCUGACCCGUCAGGACCGACCUGCUCACGCCUCAUACAGGCGGUCCUGCAGGUGUGGAGCUGCAUGACCGCUGCUCACCUGGGACAUUCAGAUAAGCUGUGGAGUCCUCCUGUCAGCUACAUUCAUUUUAAGGGGACAGCCAACAUUUUUUAGACGUAGUUUAUGAAAGUUUUUGUCGACCCGUUUAGAUAUUGUUGAAGAACUGAGGAGCUGCUUAGUUUUUUUAUUCAUUCGUUUGGACCAAAACUGCUUUUCUCCUAUCCAGAACACAAUUACACUGACAUUUUUUCUCUGAGCAGUUUUUUAUGUAAAUUUUGACAUAGUCUAUUUUUACAUGAGCAGGAAUUUCACACGUGCCUGAGACGAAACCAGAGGACGCGCAGAAAAUAGGCUUAAUAAUUCUAAAUUCUUCUUUGUCUUGGAAAUAGUUGAACAUGUGCUGAAAAUGGGUUAUAAUUGAUUGUUUUCACCGUCUGGGCAUGUGGUGAAGGCAGAACACCGCCACCGCGGUUAGAACUUAGUGCCUUAGGGGCGCCAUUAAGAUCAGCCACCGUCAUGUGACCCUGAUUUCAGAUGUGCUUUAAAACCCCCAGAAAAGCAGAUAAAAUAUGUUUACAACCUCUAAAUUAGCUGAGAUGAGUCUGAGAGACGGCCGUUCAUGCAUGUGUUCACGCACACAGACGUGUUGGUGAUGUGAUCACCGCGUUCAGCCUCCUCCCGCCAUACGGCGUCACGGUGAACUUUUGGAGAUGAUUCCAUGCAGACUUUCAGUCUGCACUAACGUAGUUUAGGUGCUGAAAUGGGACGUAGGGUUCUGCCAAGUGUUCGUCUUUAAUGCUUCUGCUCUCUCUAAUGCUGCCUUACAUUAAGAUGUUCCCAAGGGCUGCACUCUGAUGCUAACUGUUGUUUUUCUAUGGAGUUGUUUACUUUAAUUGCGGUACAAUAUAUUGUUCGGACAGAUUUGGUACAUUCUCUUUAAAUAAAAUACGGUGUCCUUACUUUU